AUAAGUUGUGUCGAGGGUUAUUAGUCAACGAACACAGAUAUGGGUGAGAGAGUGGAGUGGUCGAAUCUUCCGAGGGAUCUGUUGGUAAUGAUCGGAAGAAGCCUCGACGCUCGCGUCGAUGUUCUCCGAUUUCGCGGCGUCUGUACCUCCUGGCGUUCCUCUAUCCCUUCCUUUCACGCUCACUCUCCUCGCUUCCCUCUCAAAUUCCCUGAACCUUUCAGCGCGCUCGAGUCAGCGUCAAUGUUACGAGUCCCACAACCGCAACUUUAUCUCUGCGAGAGCACUCUCUAUCUUCUUCAACCGGAAAAUCCUUUUCCAACUUCAUCUUCUUCUUGUUGCAAUAAGGGCUGGUUGAUCAAGGUCCAAGAGUCAAAUUCAGGCAAAUUACAUCUUUUAGAUCCACUCCCCAGCCACAAAUACAGGUUCUCCCCUGUUCCCCCAAAUACUCUGAACUUAUUGAACUUCCGGGUCGUGGAAUUAAGAAAAGCGCAUAUGCUUGGAUUUCACGUUCCCACUCCACGCAGAUCAGAAACUGAAAGAAGUUCUGCCCUCAGUUACCGCUCUGUUCCUUGGGUGAACAAAGUUGUGAUGAUAACGAGUUCAGCUUGGACUGAUGCUGACGAGUCUGCGGUUUUCGUGAUAUUUAGUGAUGGGAAAUUGGCUUUCGCGAAAUUUGGGGAUGAGAAGUGGACCCUUGUCGGUGAUGCGAGUGUUGAAUACGAUGAUAUUAUUGUUUACAAGGGUCAGUUCUAUGUUGUUGAUAGAUUGGGAAAUGUUUCAUGGAUCAGAUGUUCAUCUUUGGAGCUGGUACCGUUUUCGCCUCCGCUGUGUGGUUUGGGUAAUCAGAAGCAUCUGGUGGAGUCGUGUGGAGCUCUUUAUGUUGUUGAUCGAUACCUUGACAGGGAACGGAGGACGAUAGUGACGCAGCCAUGUUUUCCCAAGACAGUUGAUUUCAAAGUGUAUAAGUUGGAUGAAGAGGAGUGUGGAUGGGUUUUGUUGAGAAGCUUGGGUGAUCGAGCAUUUGUUUUGAGCACUGAUUGGUGUCUCUCCGUUUUGGCUCAAGAGUUUGUGGGAUGUAAAGGGAAUUGCAUUUACUUCUUUGAUCAACAUGAAACUCAUGUUUUUAGUUUAGAGGAUAGCAGCUUUGCCGAUUUCGAAUUUUCCAUGGAUGAUUCUCAUCUAUUCUGGGAAGCCCCAACUUUGCUUACCUCUGCUAAUCCAUGAAUAUAUUUUCUUUGGUUGGGAUCCCUCACAAUUGGUUGUUUGAUUGCAUGCGAUUUGUACAGCUCCACAGAAAAGGGGGUCUGCAAGGUCAUUUGUUUCAAACAAGUGGGCCUUACACCUAGACUGUAUGGGAGAGGUUGGCCCUCUAGUCCCUCUCUUUAUGGAGCUAUUUGAAUUACACCAUUGGAACAGCUAAUUGUAAGGAGUCCUGUUUCUAUUUUGCGGGUGUUGGCAAUGGGUAUAAUUACACAUAUUUGGAUCUUGUUAUAGAAUUAAAAUGCUAUGCUACACAGCAUGUGUCUGUCUGUCUAUUCAGAACUUCAAACCUAGAGGAAGCUGAAAUGGUCGAAGCAUGGAUUUUGCAGACCAUACUGCUGCCAUCUGUCUAAUUUGUUUGAUGGCUAUGUAAAGCUGAGCAGUUUCUGACAUUAAGCUUUGCUUCAACCCCUCUUAGGAUAUAUUUUCCUACACUGUAAUGAUUGGAAAUAAAAAUGAGUGUUAUCAAGAAUAUAAGAUUCUGGAAUGAAAUGAUCAUUCUAUUCAUUCGUUUGGCGACAACAUGCGAAUGAUCAAUUUUCCUAACUGUAAAAUUGUGAAUGUGUUAAGAUGCUGAGGGAAAGGGGUUUUUGGCAAAUAAGAAUACCGCAAUUAUGCUCAUGGUGUUGGUGGAAAAUCUUAAAGCUUAGGGGCAUAACUAGGAAAUGUAUACAAUUCAAGUUGGGAGAUGGAAGAAGCAUCUAUGAUUGGUGGCAUCUGAAUGGGGUUUUAUAUGAGAACUUUGGAUAUCGUAUUGUCAAUGAUGCUGGUGGGAGAAUUGAGGAUAAGGUGUCAUCGGUAUUAAAAGAAGGAAACUGGUGCUGGAAGGCAGCAAGAAUUGAGGAUAGGCUGUCAACAGAAGAAAACCUUAUUAAAUGGGGAUUCACGGGCGAUCUCUUUUUUGUUUUUUGCAGAAGUUAUGUGGAGGGUAGGGGUAUCUCUUUUUCCAAUGUGGUUUCAGACAAAGGUUGUGGAGGGAGACAUUAAGUAAAUGUUUGACUAAUGGUCCUAUCCUCAAUUGGGAAGGCAUUAUAUCUUGAGGAGAAAAAUAGUUGAAGGGUCGAACAUUAAGAGCAACUCUAUGCAGACUCAGCUUUGGAGCAGUGUUGUACAAUGUGUGGAAACAAAGAACUGAUGUUAAACAUGGUAAUCUAUUAAAGACAGAGGAAAGAAUUGUUAAGCAAACCACAUGAGAGAUCAGAUCAAGAAUUAUGAGCAGAUGCAAGUUUAGUUUGACAAGGGACAAUGUGGAGUUAUGUAACAGAUGGAAUCUGCUGGAGAAUCUCCUUAAAGAAUAAUUCAGAUGUUGAUUUUGUUUUGCAGAUGUAGUGUACUUCUUUAGAUUUUGGCUGAAUUUUGUUUCACUUGAUAUACUGGAGUCUGGAGAUAUGGCUUUUGAUUGUAGAAUAGAAGAGUACUGGUUGUUUCUCAGUAAGGAUAGUUGUUUUUUUCGUGCUUCUUCAUAAAUGUGUUUCAAUUACUACAAUGUUGUGUAGGAUAAAGGAGUCAAUAACUAGGAUAAUAUCCAAUAGAGAAA
Corylus avellana is the source of this 2797-nucleotide messenger RNA. RefSeq names its product putative F-box protein At1g65770. Gene Ontology annotation, molecular function: protein binding. The record is from RefSeq and is a predicted model, not a curated record. NCBI's taxonomy places the organism in Eukaryota, Viridiplantae, Streptophyta, Magnoliopsida, Fagales, Betulaceae.